AUGGCAACUACAUCAGCCGAAAAUGUUGGAGAAAUCCUCGUAAGGGUACAAGACGAUCUGCAUCGCUUGAAAGAACAAUUAGCAAAUGCUGGAGCAUCAAAAGGAAAGCAAGCUAUUGAUUUAAAAUCUUUAGAACAAGCAAUAGAAAGAACUGAAGAAGGAUUAAGGCAAAAUGCCGACAAGGUCAUGCAUUCUAUACAAAAUCGUGUUCAAAUUUUACCAGCACUAAAUUCUUCUGUAAAGAACGUUCCAGACUUUGAACCAAAUGAUAGCUAUCAACAAUAUGCUGAAUACUAUUCAAUGAGUCCGGGAGAGCAGGUGAAAGAGCUGCAUAAAAGACGAACUAUGGUCAAGCCAGAUACAAAUAAUGCAAGACAACUAUUAGAAAAUGAAUUUGACUUACCUAAACAAGCUAAUACAAUUCAGAAAGAAUCGCAUAAACUUACUGGAAGAGUCUCAGUAGGCUCAAAUGUUAAAUCCUUGACGAAGCUACCAGCUAGAAAUAGACGGGACCCUCAGUUAACACCCCCUCAAAUUAAAGAAGAAGAUGCAAGAAAGGGAAUUUUGAGCUUAUUAGAAAGAGGAUUAAUUCCUGCAGCAGCACAAUUAACACUACAACCUGACCCAGUUAAAAGCAAAUCAGCUCCGCUGCAUCAUAUCUCCGAACAAUAUUCCAUGAGUUCAAAAUAUCUAUCUGGUCAUAUCGAUAUCGGUUUUAAUAUGGCAGGAGUCAAGCUUGAUAGUAGUAAGCAAACACAGAAUGAAUUGACAGCUGUAGCAACCGCUCAAAGCAUCGACAGAGAGAGCUUGCUAAAGCAUGGCGAAAGGGAUGAAGCUAGGACGUCUACAUUACGAUCGAAGCAAUACGAACUGCCGACAUCAUUAUCUAAGUCACUAAGCAAAAAACCUCCUACAGGACCCCCACCAUCAUCUCCUACAACUGCUAGAACUCUACGAUUCGUAAUUAGUGGUGGGAAAGAAUUUAAGGCAUUUAAAAAAACAUACAUAUUAAAUUGGGGAAAUCUAGAUCAAUUAGCCACGGAUACAGAGUUACAAGAAAGAAUUACUAAAGAUAUGCUGUUAGACUGUGUAGAAAAUAUUGCAGACGUAAUGAAAUUAAUCAGCAUACCUGGUAGACGAUUUAAAGGUGCAGAUGGAAGUAAUAUCGCUGCUAUCAAAAUUCAGGCAUAUUGGCGCCGUCAUAAAGACCGUAAAGUUUAUCUUGCGCUACGAAGACAAAAAUGGGCUGCAGGAAUUAUUGCCAUGUCAUGGCUAAUGUCCCUUAAACUUUCCGUGAUACGAAAACAAUUGAAGCAACGUAGACUUGAAGAGUUGGAAAAGUUUCGAGAUUUAUCAAAUGAUUUGAAGAAUAAUUGGAAGAAGAUUAAAGGGUCGUCCCAUGUUGUCAUCCAUAUUCCAAGUUUAGGUUAUUCCGAAAAUAUUCGUGAAAACUUACACGACAUACCUUUGCUCCAAAAUUUGCAAAUGGCACGAUUAUGUGAGAUUACAGACCCAAAUGUGGAUAUCAUUUUGAUCUCACCUAUGACACUAAGUGACGAAACGGUGGAUUAUUAUAAGAAAUUAUUGGCUGUAUCUAUGCCUAAUAGUGAUAAAAAAUCAAUUAAUGAUCGAAUUAAGAUUAUCAUGCCGGAUGCAUUAACGCAAUUUAAGAGGCAUAAUAUGUGCUUAUCAACAAGACUGAAAUACAGUCCUAAAGCAAUGAAAAGAUUAAAAAAUUUAACAUACGGACGAAGUGGAUACAUAGUCCCUGGAUUAAUAAGUAAAGAUGAUUUGCAUAUUGCAGAUCAACUAGAUUUACCUAUUCUUGGAACCGAACCAGAUAUAGCCCAACUAUUUAGUACUAAAUCAGGAUCACGAAGGAUCUUUUUAGACACAAAUGUAGCUAUUCCUCCUUCAACAUGCGAUAUUUUCACAUUUCAAGAGUUCUAUGAUGAAUUGACUGACCUGAUUAUAAAUCAUGUUAAUAUACGAAGAUGGUUAUUUAAAAUCGACAAUGAAUUUGACGGUAGAGGCACAGCAUAUUGUGAAAUUGCUCAAUAUUUAAAGUGCUAUAAGUGGUUGCGCAAAGAAGCUCAUCGAUAUGGUGCUGAAUGGCAACAGAAAUGGGCCCAGGAAUCUGCAAGGACAAAAAUUUUAGGUGAAUUACCUGAUAUUCUUGAUAAUUAUUGCCAUAUUGUUAACAAGCGAGGCUAUCAGACAUGGGAGAGAUUCUGCAAUGUUUAUUUGGAAAGAGGAGGAGUUAUUCAAGCUUGUCCACCUAGUGAUAGCGUAACUGGUGUAACAGUUGAUGCUUUAGUUGAUCCAACUGGUCAAGUGAAUAUUAUGUCAUUAGGUGAUCAGAUUCACGCCGAAAGUCAGUACAGAAUGUGGGGUCUAUCCGUUCCUCAAUCAUCAGUUGAUCCCAAUCUAAUCUGCGAAACUAUUCAAAAAAUUGGCAAAAGUUGUUAUUCUAGGGGGAUAAUUGGACAUAUUUGCAUUGAUUUCGUGACUUUCAUUGACGGCAUAACGAUGGAACAAGAAUUAUGGGCUACAGAUUUAAAGAUAUGGUAUAGCGAUACUAUGGCCAUGUCGCGGCUUAUGCGUUUUAUGACCAAUGGAAGCCUUGAUCCUCUCCAAUCGACAUUUAAAAUAUCAGUACCAAAGAAAGAAGAGAAAAAAUGGCGAAAGAAGAGAAAUGAACCUCCAGCACCGCUAGAAGAAGAACGAUUUGGGGUUGUAAGUACGAAGCUAUUUCAUUCCAAUAUGCAAAUUGUCCACUAUGGUGUUUUCUUUCAAAUGUGCAAAGCUCAAGGUAUUGGGUUUGAUAUCAAGGAGAAAUCUGGAACUGUGUUUACUAUUGCAGAUGAUGUCAAAAGAAAGCAUAUGGGAAUGUUGUCCAUUUCAGACAGUUUACAAGGUGCACUAACCAGUUUUGCAAAAGCAUUAAGUACAAUUCAUCAAGAAAUUUCAUCUCCUGAAAUGAAUGGAGUGACUAAUUUUAAGGCAGCAAUCGAUGAUAUCGAAUCGAUAUUAGGAAUAACGAUUGAAAAUGAAAGCGAACAUACCAAUAGCGAAAAAGAUACUUAA
Trichoplax adhaerens is the source of this 3087-nucleotide messenger RNA. RefSeq lists its product as uncharacterized. The record is from RefSeq and is a predicted model, not a curated record. Lineage: Eukaryota; Metazoa; Placozoa; Uniplacotomia; Trichoplacea; Trichoplacidae. Gene Ontology annotation, molecular function: protein binding. The coding region runs from base 1 to 3087 and encodes 1028 amino acids. The transcript is spliced from 34 exons.